CAGUACGACGUCAAAUGAAUCAUCGAACCGUCGUCACACUUUUCUAUUUUCAUCGUUUCUUUUUGAUUCCUCAAUACCGAUGUCAUUCCAACCCUGAACACUGUCGAAGACACAACUUCCUUUCUUUCUUUCCCAGGACAAGUAAAACAGGAAGAUGGCAACGAAAAGAAAGAGUGCGGCGUCGGGACUGGAAUUUCCAGGACAACAUGUUUACGUCCGUACGACCAACGAAGAUGCCGAGGCUCCUGAACAUCAAGCCCGCGUGCAGAAUUGGAUUCAAGAGUACGAGAAGAACCGCCAGGUUUUCGUCUUCCCAACUCCAACCGUACGCACUUUCUCAACUUUGCUACUAGUGCUUGGAUUGCUGUCUCUUUUGAUCCAGAUCGCCUCGUCGUCAUUGCGCUAUGCGUUUGUGCCAAGUCUCCUCGGCUCUGGUAUCUGGAUCGGCAUGUUUUGCGUGGCUACGGGUGCUGUUGGCUGGGUUUCUUCUAAGAGGCUGAGUACUUCAAUGCUACUAGAUUUUAACAUCAUGGCUCUGAUUUCGACCGCUCUUUCGGCUAUUAUCAUCGUUCUUAACAGCAUUGGACUGGAAAUGUAUACAAAGCUAUGCUUCAAGUCGAUGAUACCUACGAAGGAAAAUUUGAUAACAAGCGGGAAGAAUGAAACGGAACUUACUGCCGGACAACAGCCGACGACGUCCUCUGCCGCCGUGAAUUGGAUCGGCGAAUGCGAUCAAGCAUCAUUCAUACUCAUGGGCAUUGUGGUCUUUAUUCACGUCCUUCUCUUUCUGACAUCGGCGAGUUGCAGUUCUUACAUCUGUCGGGCCCUGAACUCGUCUUACAGCGUUCGCGUAAGUCCGACCCAGGCACCACCGCUAGUGAUCUAUCAUAGCGAUACUGUCGAAGUAGACAAAAGCGGACCAGGCGCAUCUUCAGCUGCAAGCGCCGGAGCUGCUGGAGUUGCUGCUGAAAAAAUGAUGGAGAAGCUACACCAUCCAGGAUUAGAGAGAGGACACGAACACCAUGGCGGAGGAUUCAAUACUCCAGCUGUGCCCUAAAAACUUGCUGUUUUUCAAGCCAAUUUAAAAUUUAGUAUCUUCAAUCAUUCAUUUCAUUCCAACUUCAUUAGAUGAUUGUGUGGUUUUACUAGGAAAUGUUUAUCAAUAAAGCCUAACUGUAACGA
Messenger RNA from Daphnia pulex (common water flea), 1182 nucleotides. RefSeq lists its product as uncharacterized. The transcript has 5 exons. The record is from RefSeq and is a predicted model, not a curated record. The coding region runs from base 155 to 1057 and encodes 300 amino acids. NCBI's taxonomy places the organism in Eukaryota, Metazoa, Arthropoda, Branchiopoda, Diplostraca, Daphniidae.